Messenger RNA from Phycodurus eques (leafy seadragon), 2301 nucleotides. RefSeq names its product serum/glucocorticoid regulated kinase family member 3 (gene sgk3). Gene Ontology annotation, molecular function: protein serine/threonine kinase activity; ATP binding; phosphatidylinositol binding. Gene Ontology annotation, biological process: protein phosphorylation. The record is from RefSeq and is a predicted model, not a curated record. Lineage: Eukaryota; Metazoa; Chordata; Actinopteri; Syngnathiformes; Syngnathidae. The transcript has 17 exons. The coding region runs from base 297 to 1763 and encodes 488 amino acids.
GUGACGAAUUUACCACGGAACUUUCUACGACCAGGAAAGACUUAUGUUUCCUGCUUGUCUCUGCUGAAUCUCACAAGUAGCAACAGGACAUCAAAAGCCGUAACAUUGGAAGGGGUUUGUGGGGGGGGGCGACGGGUCCCCUUAUCCCGGCUCAAACACCACAAAUGUUGGCUUAACUGAGGACUGAGGGAGCGCUACCUCUAAACACCGAAAGCAAGAUGCAUCGUUGACCCGUCGUCCCCGGAAGUAGGAACCGUUGGCGUGCUACCUCGUUACCUUUCUUUGCCCGCCGCAAGAUGGAGGAGCAAUCGGGCCUGCCGAACGUCAGCAUACCUUGCCACAACGAGCAGAGGGACAAGAAAAAGCGCUACACGGUUUAUAAAGUGAUCGUCAACGUGGGGCAGCAGGAGUGGUUCGUCUUCAGACGAUACGCCGAGUUCGAUAAACUCUACAACACGUUAAAAAAACAGUUCCCGUCGUUAAGCUUGAAGAUUCCCGCCAAGAGGAUUUUCGGGGAUAAUUUUGAACCUGAGUUCAUCAAGCAGAGACGAGCUGGCCUGCACGAGUUCAUCAAAGGCAUCGUGUCCAUCCCGCAGCUUUGCAACAAUCCAGAUGUGAGGAGUUUCCUGCUAAUGGACAAAAUGCAAAACUUGCAGAACUCCGACGCGUCCGAAGAUGAAGACGAUAAAAACAACUCAUCUUCCAGAAACAUUAACCUGGGACCCUCUGGAAACCCACACGCCAAGCCCACUGACUUUGACUUUUUAAGAGUCAUUGGAAAGGGCAGUUUUGGGAAGGUGUUCCUGGCAAAAAGGAAGCUGGACGCAAAGUAUUACGCGAUAAAGGUCCUACAGAAAAAGGUCAUUCUCAACAGAAAAGAGCAAAAACACAUCAUGGCCGAGCGCAACGUGUUGCUGAAGAAUGUGAAACAUCCCUUCUUGGUGGGGCUUCAUUACUCCUUCCAGACAACAGACAAGUUGUAUUUUGUCUUGGAUUUCGUCAACGGAGGGGAACUCUUCUUCCACCUUCAAAAAGAGCGGACCUUUCUGGAACCCCGAGCCAGGUUCUACAUUGCCGAAAUGGCCAGCGCACUCGGCUAUCUGCACUCACUCAACAUCGUUUAUAGAGACUUGAAGCCUGAAAAUAUCCUGCUUGACCAUGAAGGUCACAUCGUUUUGACGGACUUUGGCUUGUGCAAGGAAGGCAUUUCCCAGACUGACACCACCAGCACUUUUUGUGGCACGCCCGAGUAUUUGGCGCCAGAGGUGCUGAGGAAGCAGCCGUAUGACAACACCGUGGACUGGUGGUGUCUGGGUUCCGUGCUCUAUGAGAUGCUAUUUGGCUUGCCACCGUUUUACAGCAGGGACACGCAUGAGAUGUACGACAACAUUCUGCACAAGCCGCUGGUAAUACGCGCCGGUGUGUCCAACGCGGCCUGGUUGCUGCUGCAAGGCCUUCUGGAGAAAGACGGCUCGCUCAGGCUGGGAGCCAGGGACGAUUUUAAUGAGAUCAAAACUCACACCUUCUUCUCCUCCAUCAACUGGAAUGACCUUGAACAGAAGAAGAUUCCUGCCCCAUUUACGCCCAACGUGAACUCUUUCUCUGACAUCUCAAAUUUCGACCCCGAGUUCACAGAAGAGAUGGUGCCCAACUCUGUGUGUUGGACCCAGGAACACUCUAUCGUCAACGCCAGCGUGAUGGAGGCCGACGACGCUUUCGUGGGCUUCUCAUACGCGCCGCCCUCUGAUGACUCGUUCCUAUAAUAUAUCCCCAAAGGCGCAUCAUAAUAACUUCUUAAAAGGGAAGAAAUUUACAUCUUGUCACUUAUUUUACAAAGCCAAAGGCAGCAGCUAUGAUAUGAAACGGCACUUAAAACAGAUUUUAUUGGGAACAAAGUAUGAUGGGGGAAAAAAUCUUUUUUUUUUUUACCCAUUUGUAUUUAUAUAAGUAUAUAUGAAAGAUGCUAUUUUAAGAAAUAAGGGCAUUUAUUCAGCAUGGAUGUCACUCCUAAAAUGUGCCUUAACCUUUGUCCUGUCAAAAAAAAAAAAAAAAGGUCACUGGACUCUAAAAGACAAAAUUGAAAUAAAUGUAUGUUAUUUCCAUGUAAUUGCUGUAAUUCUGUGAAAAAUUAUGUGUGUUUCAUAUUCCUGAACUCUAGACUGGCUGUAGAAUUAACUUGAGAAGCCACAGGACAGCAGUUUUUGUGAAUCACAGGUCACAAAUGUUAAUUUUUUUUUUUUUAUUACAAAGACUUGUAGGUUUAUGUUCCUGCUCAGUAAUAAAAUACAUUUUUGAAGUGUC